AUGGAUCCGUGUGGCGAGUGCAUCCCCACUCAGCAACACGCGCUGGUGGCGCUGAAGAGGGCUGUGAACCACGUGCACACCCGCCUGCAUCAGGGCAGUGUCUCCAUGCUGACCGAGUCUGGCAGCAGUGAGGAGGAGCGCACGGCGUACCGCAUUGCACAGGUCGCGCGGGCUGUCAUGCAGGCGGCGGGGAUGAUUGAUCAGGAGGACAUGGACGGCACCCUCAACGACAGCGACGCCCACGACACGCCGAGCAAGGCGACAGCGACGCGGCGCAGCUGCAGGCAGACGGACUGGCGUGACGACGACGACUUCAUCGCCUCCCCCAGCAUUUUCCUUCACCUGGAUGCAGCACAGCCGGUGCGCAGCAAUCGUGUCAUGGAGUACAUUGUGGCAAAGGGGCGAGCGGCACACACCAGCGAGGAACUCACCUGGCUCUACCGCCACUCCCAGCUCACGUCCCUGCUGGACCCCGAGGACCUGCAGCACCUUGUCCCGCUCUCCCUCCACCGCGAGUACACUCAUGGCGAGCUUAUUCUCGACUGCGGGGCGCCGGUGCGGCACCUGUAUGUGGUGGUGUGGGGCAAUGUGGAAGUCUUUCGGGUUGACUCCAUCAACAACGAGCGGAAGGCAAUGGAGGAAGCGUUUCGCGUGGCGUCUCACCAAAGCGUGUCGAUGAAGCUGAGCCGCACCAGUGACCGUCGCGACAGUCUCUCCCCGUACGGCCUUCGACUCACUGACGUGCAGGGCACCAACACCAACAGCGAGGUGUCAUCGGAUGCCGUCUACACCCACGUCGCGGACCUAUACCCGGGCCAAGUGUUUGGCAUCGAGAACUGCGUCUUCAACGCUGCCUCGCACUACGUCUUCCGCGCCGGCAGCGCGAUGUCCAAGACAGCCAUCUCGCUACUGCCGUACGAGGAGCUGCAGUUGGUGCUUGCCCGCAAUCCCCGCUUUGCUCAGGGCGUUGGUGUCCGCAUCACCGACUCCAUGGACGUCUUCGGCUCCAUCCGUGAGUUCUGCCGCUAUGUCUUCUCGCCCACCAGCGCGCAAAACGAGUACCUGCCGCUGUGGUCCAUCCUGGAGAGCUACACCCGCGUCCACAACGUCAUCCACACAAAACUGUUUAGUCACCAAGUCGACACCGGCACGUGGGGCUACGCGCUGAACCGCCUGCCAGAGAAUUUGACCUCCACUUUUUGCUUCGACCUCGUGCACGCCCUGCCGCCCUUCAUUGCCAGGCGCAUGCAGGUCGAGGCGCGCGUGGCCGACACGCGCAAGGGGGCAGACAGCCUGGCAAUGAAGGGCGGCAGCAUGCGCUCCUCCAUCACGUACAUCCGCACAAAGGAGCGCCGUCGCUGCACGUGGCAUCUCGGGAUGGAGGGGAAGACGCUCGUGCUGCUGCGCGACGGCUUCACCGAUCUGCUCGAUUUCUUAACAAUGCUGUGCGUGCACAUUAUUGAGAGCAACAAGCUGCGUGGCCGCGUGCAGGGCAUGGUGCACCCACCGGCGAUCGACAUACUUGACGAGUACCUGCGGCAGCGCGAGCAGGAGGAACUGGCGGGCAAGUACCUGACGACCGGUGGCGUCACGCGCGACGCCGAGAUGCAGCGGGUGCACGCAAUCCUGAAGCGCAUGCCGCUUACGGAGGAGGAGCAGGCUGGCCUGCUGCGCAACUGGGGGCACAACACACUCCUGCGUAUUUACGAGGUUAUGAUGCACCGCGAGGAGUACAACGUGCGCGUUGACCCGAGUCUCUCGAUAAAGUUUCAAAUGAACCCCUUCCACGAGUGGGCCCUGAACCUGCGCAGCUGCGUGCUCGAGAAGCUCGGCCUUGACCGCUUCUCCGCGCUGCCAGACAACCUUUACAUUGACGUGAUCAGCAGCAACACGCACUGCAUCAAGAAUCUGCUCUGCGGCUUCAACCGCAAGUACCGCAAGGAUAUCCUUGACUACGCGCGCCGCACCGAGAGCAAGCGACUCGGGCGACCGGAGGAGUGGCACAACGUCGAUGACAUGCUCUAUGUUGCGCUCACAGGCUUCCUGCAGAAUGAGCGGCCAGACCUGAAGGAGGAGCACAGCCGCAGCCUCGAGGAGGACGGCAUCACGGUGCUGCAGGACACGGCCAUGACAGGGCUGCAGGUGGAGGUCAUCCCGGUGCAUCAGCUCAACUUCAACGCGAUUGAUGAAACCAUACGUGAGGCGUUGCACAAGUACUACGAGGAGGUGACCAAGAAUGACAGCGAGAAACGCGAAGGCAAGACGGGCGGCUCGACCGUGCCGACGUGGGCGCAGGUAUGCAAGCCGAUUUACCGCCGCUCCCAGGACGGCUUGAAGACCCACGUGCUGGGGUGCAUUAUGACGGACAGCAGGGGCGACACAUCACCCAACGACUCAGACGUAGAACCCGGGUCUACCAACCUGGCGACGGCAAGCACGACAAAGAAGCCCACCUUUACCGAGUUCAGCGAGCCGGCGAACAUGAAUAGCAACCGCGGCAGUCCCACGGUCACCCCGGCAGUCCACCACGUCAGGGAUGGUCGGAUGCAAUGGCACUUCCUCAUCAACAUGGACUUUGCGUUUGGAGCACAGGCCGAAGGUAUCUGCCGCGUCAUCUUCAGCGCCUUUGGCAAGCGCAUCCGCAGCGUGAGCGUCGUGGGCAAGGCCGGCGGCCUCACCGGCAAGCGCGGUGACAUCCAGCUUGCUAGUCACGUCCUCCUCUCCAAGUCCUCGCUCAUUCUCGAGGACAACCAGGACGAGCUACGCAACUGCCGCAACCAAGAUCUCACGGCGCAGCGUCUACAGGAACUGGCCGGCCCGCGUGUCAAGGUGCACCACGGCAAGGUGCUGACCGUGACGGGUACGAUGCUGCAGAACGUGCAACUCUUGCGGUACUACCAGCAGGUGUGGCGCUGCGUCGGGACGGAGAUGGAGGGGUCGUACUUUGCCCGUGUCAUUGAGGACUUUUACCGGCAGGGAAUAGCCCACCCCGGGCUGACGUCGCGCUUUGCCUACUACACGAGUGAUCUCCCCCUCGCGCAGAACGACGCUGAGAUAGAGGCGCGGCAGACCCACCGGCUGCCGGCUAGCGCGGCGACGCUGUCAGCGCCCAUGAGCCCGCAGGAGGGCGUGCCGCCGCUCUACGCAAUUGCGCGCGGCAUCUUAGAGAAAGUGCUGCUGUAG
This is a messenger RNA of Leishmania braziliensis MHOM/BR/75/M2904, 3183 nucleotides long. RefSeq lists its product as hypothetical. The record is from RefSeq and is a predicted model, not a curated record. The transcript has a single exon. The coding region runs from base 1 to 3183 and encodes 1060 amino acids. Lineage: Eukaryota; Euglenozoa; Kinetoplastea; Trypanosomatida; Trypanosomatidae.